GCAGAUGCAUGGCUUUGCGAACUGGAAGAUACACGACGGCGCAUGGAGAAGAUAGUCGGAGACUUGUUCGCCGUGGCCCAAGCCUGGCCGGUGGCGGAUUGGGGGGAGUCGACACCGGCUGCAUGGCUGGAAGACAAGUGUCGUCAACUGUCGAAUAUCCUCUGGCAGAGCGAGGAGGAUCCCGCGCUGGAAGAUUUUGCUGAUUGGCCGAGGGCUGAACCUAUCAUAAUGAGCUGCAACAUCAUCUUCGACGAAGGCGCACAGCAGGGGGCAGAGAUGAAGGAGAAGCUGAUGAUUGCAGCGCAGUCUGAGGCUGAUGUCUACACUUGUAUGGAACAGUCCGCUUCGCGCUUGCCAUCAUUAUCAGCGGCGGCCGCAUCUACAUCAACAGCGACCCUGACAUCAACAACGACCUUAACAUCAGCGGCAUCAGCAUCAACAGCAGUGCUGCGACCGUCACCCCCAGCGUGCAUCAUUGCAUCAUCUGGCGAAUCGGGGGCUACACCAAUCAUAUCGACCUCAACUAUGAUGACUCAGUCUGCUCCUGCGAGCAUCACUAUCUCAUCUCGUGAAUCAGGGGCUCAGCCAAUUUCAAAAACUACAGUCAAGACUACAUUCAAUACAACUGACGAAUUGACAACACUGUUGAUCUCAAUGACACCAAUAGCGCCGCCGCCGGCGACAUCUACAAUGCAAACAUCAACAACAAUGACUGCUGUUACAGCUCAAGCAGCAUCAAUCAAGGUAUUAAGUACAACUCCGCUUCCGCCGGCCUUCCCUGAGCGCGGGGUGGAUCCAAGCGCCCUCGAAACGGUGCUUGCAAUAGAGCCAGGGGAUUGGCGGGGAUUCUUGGCUGGCAGUUGCGCGGAACAUCCCGGAUCUCUUCUUGCACCUUUUGCACGGACGAGGGUGGAAUUGGCCGGGUCUGAUGGUGGGGGCAGGUAUGGUGGGCAAGGUGAGGAGGGUUCGUUUCCAUGGGAUGGAGGGGGAGAUGGGGAGACUUAUGCGGUGGUUUUCUACGCGGUGAGGAGAGUGCGGGAAGUAGAGUGAUUGAAUGUUGCCUUGCUGCCUCGCUUUCUGAGGGGAAAGGGUUUCAAUUACCGAUGUGCUUUUAUCGCUGUGUUAUCCUAAUUAGUGCCCUCCCUUCGGGUUGGUUGACCUAAUUUCUCAAAAGGAAGGCCCGUGUCACGUUCUCAAUGCUAGGAUGUUCCAGUAUGUGCGCUAUGCCAUGAUUUGGUAUGAAGAUUUGCAGGCAUAGAUUCGACUGUUCUUUCAAUUUGUGUGCUGCCCUUGGGGCUGGGUUUGUGUUAAUGACUGUUGCUCAGGGGAAAUACGAUGUAAUUACAAAUGAAUUACUAGACUCUCU
This is a messenger RNA of Chara braunii, 1366 nucleotides long. The record is from the annotation of a GenBank genome assembly. NCBI's taxonomy places the organism in Eukaryota, Viridiplantae, Streptophyta, Charophyceae, Charales, Characeae.